Anopheles cruzii is the source of this 2799-nucleotide messenger RNA. Its product is annotated as NADPH oxidase 5-like. NCBI's taxonomy places the organism in Eukaryota, Metazoa, Arthropoda, Insecta, Diptera, Culicidae. The transcript has 7 exons. Gene Ontology annotation, biological process: defense response; superoxide anion generation. The annotation marks the transcript as partial. Gene Ontology annotation, cellular component: plasma membrane; NADPH oxidase complex. The record is from RefSeq and is a predicted model, not a curated record. Gene Ontology annotation, molecular function: superoxide-generating NAD(P)H oxidase activity.
AUCGAGGAUCUUACGAUAGCGAUGUUCGAGGAUGCGGACAAGUAUAAUCGCGGUGCCAUCACCUACGAAGCGUUGAAGAACCAGCUCGAGAAGCACGGUGGCUUGCUGGAGAAUCUGAGCAUCAGCAUCGAUCGAUGGCUGGUGCCACUGCCGCAGGACGAUGGGAAGAAAAAGCGCAAGAAAAAGCCGCUGCCGCAUCAGCUGACGGCGCCGUACAUCAAGAACAACUACGUGUAUCUGUCCUUCCUGACCGUCUUCACGGUCAUUAACGUCGGACUGUUCAUAUCGCGUGCCAUCCAGUACCGCCACAGCAACGGGUUCGUCAUAAUGGCGCGGGCUUGUGGGCAAUGUCUCAACUUUAACUGUGCCUUCAUCCUGGUGCUGAUGCUGCGCCAGUGCAUCACGUUUCUGCGGACCCGCGGUUUUACCGCGUUCCUGCCACUCGAUCAGCACAUCUACCUGCACAAGCUGACCGGUGUCCUGGUGGCGGUCUUCAGUCUCGUCCACACCAUCAUGCACCUGUGCAACUUCACCACGAUCGUCGUGAACGAUCCGGUGAUCAACGCCAACAACUACACCACGGCCGAGUGGCUGUUUACGGCCCGGCCCGGCCUGUUCGGACUGAUCGGAGGAGUCGCCAAUCCGACCGGCAUCGCGCUGGCGGUGAUCCUGCUGGUUAUGUUCAUCUGCUCGCAGCCGUUCGUGCGACGCGGCGGUAGCUUCGAAGUUUUCUACUGGACGCACCUGCUGUACAUACCGUUCUGGAUUCUGGUACUGUUUCACGGACCCAACUUCUGGAAGUGGUUUAUAGUGCCCGGGAUGAUCUAUCUGGUCGAGCGUACGAUUAGAUUAGUUUGGAUGCGCACCGAGCACGGCAAGACGUACAUUUCGUCUGGGUUGCUACUUCCGUCGAAGGUGACGCACCUCGUCAUCAAGCGCCCGAUGCACUUCUGCUUCCGGCCGGGCGACUACGUGUUCGUCAACAUACCGGCGAUCGCACAGUACGAGUGGCACCCGUUCACACUGAGCAGCGCCCCGGAGCAGGAGGACUAUAUCUGGCUACACAUCCGCGGCGUCGGCGAGUGGACCAACCGGCUACACAACUUCUUCGAGCGCGAACAGGAGCGUCUGCACAACGGCGAAAUCCCUGCCAUCGUAGCCGGUUCCUCGGGAACGGCAGCCACCACCACCACCGCCGCUGGUGGUUCCAUUGAUCUGGUCCAGGAGAAGCGGCAAUCACCGACCGGCACACCGUUACCAGCGGCACCGACGGUAACGACUCACGCACCGAUUCACAAGAGUUCCAGUUUCGAAUCGGCCCUCAACAAACCGAAGACCGCUAUCGGAAGCGCUGGCGCAGGUCCUGGGCUACGGAACGACGGACCCAGCAGUCCGGCCGGGAUCAUAAAGUCACGACACCCACCCGGUACCUCGAAGCUGGCCAUGGAAGGAUACAGUGCACCAUCUCCGAUCAGUGCCGCAGCCGCCCAGCCGAAAUUCGAACGGCAAAUGUCGGAUAACCGAGCACUGAAGAAAAUACAGGCCACUCUGCAGCGCACUUUUUCGCGGCGUGAUCAGCUCAUACCGAAGUCGAUCGGUGGCGCGGGUGGCAUUUCGAACGAAGGGUUCACCGGAGAUGGUACCGAUGGUGCCGCCGGAGAAGCCGACCUGAAGGACACCAAACGGAAGGUGACGCCCGAACCAAGCCUGCACAAACUCAUCCUCCAGCAGAAGGUGCCACUCGAGAAGUCUCUCUCGAUGCCGGACAUGCAGAACAAGUUCAAGAAACGGGAGCGGAUGAUGGUGCUUCGGGAGUACAUGCGCUCCGAAUCGGAACGAUCGUUCGAUGAGGUCCAAAUUCGCAAGGCACGCCUGCAAUCGCUCGGAUUGGCCUACCUGAGUCCGCAGAAUAAGUCGCUGGCCCAAAGCUUCCGCUACAUGCGCAACAAACCGACAAUCAUCGCAUUCAAAACGCCGAGUCUGGAGAAUUGCGAACCGCGCGACUCGACCAAUUCGAUCGUCGUAUCGCCCGGAGUCUUCACGCAGAAGGAUGCCGAAGAGGGUCGGACGGGCGUAGCACUGGGAACGGGCGCAUCCGUGGAAGCUAUCGGAGUGACAGGCCCAUCGGGUUCGAGCCCGCCAACGGCUAAUCGGCCCGUGAACUACCCGGUCGGAAAGCCACUGGAAAUCUACAUUGACGGUCCGUACGGUGCACCUUCGAGCCACAUCUUCCAAGCGCAGCACGCCAUCCUGAUCGCGACCGGUAUCGGCGUAACGCCUUUCGCGUCGAUCCUCCAGUCCAUCAUGCACCGGUACUGGAAAGCCCGACACUGCUGCCCGCGCUGUAACUACGGGUGGUCGAGCGAAAUUCCACCCACGAUCAUGAACCUGCGCAAGGUAGACUUCUUCUGGAUCAAUCGCGAUCAGCGCUCGUUCGAGUGGUUCGUCAACCUGCUGUCGCAGCUCGAGAUUGAGCAAGCCGAGCUGGGCAGCGCGAUGGAGCGGUUCCUUGAGAUGCACAUGUACAUCACGAGCGCCCUGCAAAAGACGGAUAUGAAGGCGGUCGGGUUGCAGCUGGCGCUCGAUUUGCUGCACGAGAAGGAAAAGCGCGAUCUGAUCACGGGCCUCAAGACGCGCACCAACGCCGGUCGCCCGAACUGGGACAAGGUCUUCAAACAGAUCCAGGACCAGAAGAAGGGCAAGGUGACGGUAUUCUACUGUGGGCCCCCUCAGUUGGCCAAAACGCUGCGCUACAAGUGUGAUCAGUUUGGUUUCCAGUUCCGGAAGGAAGUGUUCUAA